CCAUUGUUAGCGACUACCCUUAUCGACGCUUAUCAACCUGCAGCAAACGGAGCCGAGUCGAUCUUUUGCUCUCGUCUGAAAGUUGCACCACGAGCCACGACUCUACGACUACACUGUUUGGCGCUUUGUGAUCGCAUUUUAAUUGUUCGACAGACUCUCACUCCAGGUUACGAUUUCCUGAUUUAUACAUUCUUUUUCGCACGAUACAAUCUGUUUACUCGAGUACAUACAUCGACACCGACACGAUGACUGCUGAUCCCCCCGCCAAGAAGGAGUGUAUGGGCGCCGACUGCCAGAAUGAAGCUGGAUCCCUCCAAUGCCCAACUUGUCUGAAGCUGGGAGUCAAGGACAGCUUUUUCUGCUCUCAGGAGUGCUUUAAGAGAAACUGGGGCAUCCACAAGACAAUGCACAAGUCGCAAAGUAAUAUCCUCCACCACCUGAAAGCUCCGAAAGCAAUCUCACCAGAUCCAGCUACCGGCUAUUAUAACCCGUUCCCCAACUUUCCGUACUCUGGAACCCUGCGACCCGUCUAUCCUCUGUCGCCGCACCGAACUCUUCCUCAGUCGAUUCCUCACCCCGUGUGGUGGCAAGACGGCAAUCCCAGAUAUAGCCGAUCCCUCACCAACCGUAACAAGAUCGAAAUUCUCGACAAGAAGGGCCAGGAUGCUAUGCGAAAGAGCUGCAAGCUUGCGCGAGAGGUCCUCGACAUCGCUGCCGCUGCCGCUAAGCCUGGCGUGACGACCGACUAUAUUGAUGAGAUCGUUCACAAGGCUUGUAUCGAGCGAAACUCCUACCCCUCUCCUCUGAACUACAACAACUUCCCCAAGUCUUGCUGCACGUCCGUUAACGAAGUCAUCUGUCACGGUAUUCCUGACCAGCGUGUUCUGCUAGACGGUGAUAUUCUCAACAUCGACGUUUCCCUGUACCACGAAGGAUACCACGCCGAUUUGAACGAGACAUAUUACAUUGGAGACAAGGCCAAGGCCGACCCCGACACUGUUCGUGUGGUUGAGACGGCACGACAAUGCCUGGAUGAGUCAAUCAAGGCCGUUAAGCCCGGCACUUUGAUCCGAGAGUUUGGUAACAUUAUCGAGAAGCACGCCAAGAAGCACAACUGUAGCGUGAUCCGAACUUACUGUGGCCACGGAGUCGGCAAGCUUUUCCAUUGCCCUCCCAACGUCCCUCACUAUGCCAAGAACAAGACUGUUGGAGAGUGCAAGCCCGGAAUGACCUUUACUAUUGAGCCCAUGAUUGCUCUGGGCAAGUACAGAGAUAUUACUUGGCCUGACAACUGGACCAGCACCACUAUCGAUGGCAAGCUGACAGCUCAGUUUGAGCACACUCUUCUAGUUACAGAAGAUGGUGUCGAGAUUUUGACCGCGAGACAGCCGGAUUCUCCUGGUGGUGCCCUACCGAUGCCUGGUACUGAGAACGGAGAGACCCAGGCAUAGAGCGUUAUGAGGAUUCAUAUAUGAAAAAAUCAUAUGUUUUGGCGAUAUCAUGUUCUGGAGUUGGUGGAUGAGGGGUUGUUGGCUGACGGGCGGUACAUUAUAACGGCGAGCAGCGAGGCAUGAACCCAAAAUUGAUAUAUUGACACAUUUCUGCUCAAGUUUUUAGUGAUUGAUAGACUCUU
Molecule: messenger RNA, 1633 nt
Organism: Fusarium odoratissimum NRRL 54006
Lineage: Eukaryota; Fungi; Ascomycota; Sordariomycetes; Hypocreales; Nectriaceae
Product: methionyl aminopeptidase
Exons: 4
Coding region: 246-1451 (401 amino acids)
Biological process (GO): proteolysis
Molecular function (GO): metalloaminopeptidase activity
Source: RefSeq, a predicted model, not a curated record